Erythranthe guttata (spotted monkey flower) is the source of this 1006-nucleotide messenger RNA. Lineage: Eukaryota; Viridiplantae; Streptophyta; Magnoliopsida; Lamiales; Phrymaceae. The record is from RefSeq and is a predicted model, not a curated record.
AAUAAAUUGUGAUACUUUUCCUUAAUUCUCUUCGAAGAAACCCUUGGCCAGAUCCUCCAUUUUCAUGCUAAUCAAACACAGCCCAAGGUUACAAAUAAAAUUCAAUAGAUUCAUAGAAGAUUGAAAGCUUAAAGGAGGGUGAUUAAUGGAGGAUUUUGAGAAGAAGGUCUCGAUUUCAGAAUCUGCGAGUGAGAUUCAAGUUGAAGAAGAUGAAAGAGAGUCCGAAAUCAACAGGUCCUCCAAAACUACGGUGGCGUUGCUCCGCCGAUUCCUCUCCGUUCAGCAGCGCCGAGCCCUCGCUUAUGCCCGCCUCAAACGGUACCUUUGCAGUGAGAUAACUCUCGAAUUUAACGAUUGUUCGAAACAGGUCCUCGAAAUGGAAUCUUUAUUCGUCAGCCCCGAUUGUUGCAGGGAGGAUCUAGCUAACUUACUCAAAUCGGUUCAAGCACAAGAAAAGGAGAAAUUGCAUUUAACAGCCACAAUUCAAGUGCUGAAGAAAUCGGGUCGCCCUUCUGAACGUUUGGUUAGCCACGAGAAUUGCACAAUAAGACAAUCAACGGGGCACGAGUGCAUGCACAUCCAGCAAAUUACGGAAGCUUCCGGAACAGAAGAGGCGGAAGCCGAUGCACAAUAUGAUAGUGCUCUCAAAGAAGCCAUUAAAGGGGUACAAGAUGCUGUCGUUGCCAUUAAUGAAUACCUCGAAGAAAUCAGGUACGAGAUUGCUGCACUUGAAGCUGAAUAAUUAACCUUUUUAGUUGCGUAAACUAGAUAGAAUUUUCGGUUUUGAAAAUGUAUUUUUUAUUUUUUUUGGAGAAUUUUAUUCUGGAAUGUGAAAUUCAAAUAAUUAUAUAUUUAUAUGUACAUGAGUCUAAUUUGCUGCUUCGCAUCAUAUGAGUGGAAAUUGGAACGGAAUUUUGCGGAUUUUGUCUAUUUCGAUCCGAAUAUAUCCAUUAUAGAACAAUAUUUUUCAUUCCGAAUUCCAAAGUUUUGAUUCCCGGUUUUUUAA